Molecule: messenger RNA, 1002 nt
Organism: Bursaphelenchus xylophilus (pine wood nematode)
Lineage: Eukaryota; Metazoa; Nematoda; Chromadorea; Rhabditida; Aphelenchoididae
Source: the annotation of a GenBank genome assembly
AUGCCAAGAGGUCCACGAUUCGCCGGGAAGACCGUUAUUGUAACUGGCUCGAGCAGUGGAAUGGGCAAGGAGAUGGCCCUGAACUUUGCAAGCGAAGGGGCCGCUGUCGUUGUUCAUGGACAGAGGGACGAGCGGCUUAGGGUAAAUUUAGGAUGUUUUUCUUAUAAACAAGUAACAUUAUGUGAUUUUAACCUUGCCUAAGCUCGUGUUAUUUAUGUUUAUAGGAAGUGAAAGAAGCCCUGAAAGAUCUCGGAAUCCCUGACAAGAAGUAUCUUGUUGUUAAAGGUCCUAUUCAAGAGGCAGAAACACAAGACAAGUUAGUAAAUGAAACUCUUAAGAAGUUCGGCCAAAUUGAUGUCCUCAUUAACAACGCCGGAGUGUCGCAUCUCACUGGAUCUGAUCCAAAUUCUGUUGAAAGUAUGGACUAUGUCUACAAUGUCAACUUUAGAAGGUAAGGUUUGAAUUGGAGAAAGAGAUGCGUAGAAAUUUAAGUCUCAAAUCUAGGCUAAAUAGCAACGUAAAGUAAAUGAGCAUUUUAGCGUUUAUACUCUGACCGACAAAAUCCUUCCUCACUUGAUCAAGACGAAAGGGAAUGUCGUUAAUAUCUCAUCAGUGGGUUCGCAGCGCGUUUCCGAACGUGUGCUGCCAUAUACCGCGUUAAAAGCGGCUCUUGACCACCUGACUCGAGGACUGGCCUUAGUAAACGCUCAAUAUGAUGUGCGUAUCAACACCGUAAGCCCGGGCGGGAUUCACACCGAGUUCUUGACACGCCAUGGAAUGACUCAAGAGGCUGGAAGACAAGCAGAGGAAUAUUAUGCAGAUAGAGUGAUUCCUUUGCGAAGAUAUGGGCACCCGAAGGAGUUGGCCAACAUGGUGUUGUUUUUGGCCAGCGAUGAGGCGAGCUACAUUACUGGUGCCAACAUGAUCGUUGAUGGCGGCGUUUUGGCUGGGGUGCCAAGCAAGACCUGGGAACCUAAGAUUCAACAAAGAGCAGUAAAAUAA